AUGGAUUAAUGUCAGUUUAAAGUUCCAGAUUUAAAAUAAAGGCAACAAGCCAUUGGAUCCUUAGCCGGAACUCCUAUAAAACUCAAAAAAGCAAUACAAUCAAUAAUGAAUAAAUUCCAAUAAAUUAAAUCCCCUAACCUCAACGAUUGGUUAUGGGAUCACGAUGAAGAUGGAUAAAAUUUCGAAAUUAUAGAUGAUGAUGUAAUGAUUUAUAGGGCUUGUAAAAUCAUGAGCCAUGAAAUUUGCCAUAUGUUGGGAAUGAAACAUUGCAUUUUUUAUCAUUGCUUAAUGAAUGGGGCUAACCAUUAAUAAGAAAUGUACUAAUAACCUUUAUAAUUAUGUGUUGUUUGUAGAUACUAAGGUCUUAUGGAGUUUUGUUAAAAAAUGAAGGUUUUUAAUGAAAAAGAUUCUUUGAUUUAUAAAGAAUUAUAUCAGACUAUUUUAGAGGCUUAUGGAAAAUAUAUUAUUUGA
Messenger RNA from Ichthyophthirius multifiliis, 471 nucleotides. RefSeq lists its product as hypothetical. The transcript has 4 exons. Lineage: Eukaryota; Ciliophora; Oligohymenophorea; Hymenostomatida. The record is from RefSeq and is a predicted model, not a curated record. Gene Ontology annotation, molecular function: metallopeptidase activity. Gene Ontology annotation, biological process: proteolysis.